Rhodofomes roseus is the source of this 2499-nucleotide messenger RNA. RefSeq lists its product as uncharacterized. Gene Ontology annotation, molecular function: protein binding. NCBI's taxonomy places the organism in Eukaryota, Fungi, Basidiomycota, Agaricomycetes, Polyporales, Fomitopsidaceae. The transcript is spliced from 4 exons. The coding region runs from base 126 to 2354 and encodes 742 amino acids. The record is from RefSeq and is a predicted model, not a curated record.
ACGAUCAUCAGCGUUCUCAGAGUUGCGACCUCGUGUGUCUGCUACCUUGACCUCCACCAUCUCCGUCUCUGUCCUCAUACCCAUCGCCGACUGCAGGUGCGGCGACAACGAAGGCCAGCGACAUCAUGGCCGACACACAAGCGUACCCUGCGCAGGCGCAGGCUGACCCAGGGUUCGCUCAGCACCACGCCAUGCCACCAGAUGGUCAGCAUCGCAUGCCUGUCCAUCGCUAUACCCAAGACGACGUCGCCGCUGCCCACCAUUACCAACAACAUCCCAAUGCGAACCCACUCAUGCGGCAUCAGAACCACUCCGUGCCUUCGCUACCAUCGCAGCAACACCACCACCAAGAGCCUGCCCCGCCCAUGCCGCCGCCGUACGAGGAGAACGACGUCCUCGGCAGUCUGAACAACCUCCGAAUAAGUGACCCGCAUGCGCGCGGGACCACGCCCCUCCAGCCUGGCUAUGAUCCCAUACAGCGUGCAGGCACGUCCAUGUCCGUUCGCUCCGCCAUGUCAGUGCAGACCCAUCCGCACAUGGUGCCACAUCAACAUUACAGCCUACCGACAUCGCCCGAUCAGGCAGUGCGUCGGAUGCCUCCCGGACGGCCACAGGAUCCCAACAGACAGAACGACGUCAAUUCCGUGCAUUCGGUACAAUCUGAUUCAUUCGCGUACGACGGAUCGGCGGAGACGGACGGUACGAGCCUGUAUUCGCAUGACGACUCGAUGUACCAGUACCCUCAAAAUGGCGGUGCAUAUCCGCCCCAUGGCGGCCAAGGCGGGUAUCCAGCGCGAAACCUCUCUCUGCACGGUCACGGUCACCCUGGGUACGCCAUGCAAGGACCACCUCCCCAGCAGCAGAACUUUAAUAGCUUGUAUGCCGCCGCUUCCGACGUGCUGGGCAUGGGGCCCCCUCCUGGUGGACCUGCUCCGCCUCCGCCUGGGGCAUACAUGCCGCCACAGCAAUACUAUGGCGGCAACGGCCCAUCCCCGGUGUCACCUCAACCCCCACCGAAUUUCCUCGGUGCUGCCCCGUACCAGCCCGGUGCCCCUUCGAUGUAUAGCGCCUCGCAAACAUCGCUUACACGCGGCCCUUCGAAUGCUUCCUCAAUGCAACCGCCUCCUGAACCGAUCGAAGAGGAGGUCGAGUUCCGCAACAGACCACCGAUUGCUCGAUCUGGCACAGCUGCUUCCGUCGCCUUGCGCACGCAGAAAACGAAAGCCAUCGAUCUCAGUGCACCGCCCUUCACAAAGGCGUACAUCGACGAAUACCGGACGCGUAUCAAGGACGAUCCGGAUCCGGAGUCACACUUCUUGUACGCCAAGUACCUCAUCGAGGCGGCGAAGAAGUUCGGCGCGGAUGCAAAGGACCAGCGAAACGUGAAGAAGUUCCGGGACGCACUGAUCGGUGAAUCGCUGAAGGUCAUGCGACGACUGGCGACGCAGGGUCAGGCGUACGACGAGGCGCAGUUCUUCCUGGCGAAUUGUCACGGCACGGGCAUGCUUGGCCUGCCUGUCGACCACGAGCGUGCAUAUCAUCUAUACCUCCAGGCGGCGAAGCAGAAUCAUGCGGCUGCUUGCUACCGUGUGGCAGUGUGCAACGAGAUCGGGGCCGGCACGCGACGGGAGCCCCAGCGGGCGCUCGCGUUCUAUCGCAAGGCGGCCUCGUUGGGCGACACUGCUGCGAUGUACAAGCUUGGGUGUAUACUGCUGCGAGGCAAUUUGGGGGAGCAGGCAAAUCCGCGCGAAGCGAUCGGUUGGCUGAAGCGGGCUGCGGAGCAGGCGGACGAGGAAAACCCUCAUGCGCUGCACGAACUCGCGAUGCUGUACGAAGCGCCCAACAGUGGUGUCGUACCGUACGACCCGGCAUAUGCGAAGGAGCUCUACUCCCGCGCUGGACACCUUGGGUACACCCACUCGCAGUACAAGCUCGGGCAGUGCUACGAGUACGGCAGCUUGACGUGUCCCGUCGACCCGAGGAGGUCGAUUGCAUGGUACACCAAGGCUGCGGAGAAGGGCCACUCGGAGGCCGAGCUUGCGCUGAGCGGAUGGUACCUGACUGGGAGCGAGGGCGUGCUCAAGCAGAGCGAUUCGGAGGCGUACCUGUGGGCGAGGCGGGCGGCGAACAAGGGCUUGAGCAAGGCGGAGUACGCGGUAGGCUACUACGCUGAGGUGGGCAUUGGUGUCAAACAGGACAUCGAGUUUUCCAAGCGGUGGUAUAUGCGUGCUGCAGCACAAGGCAAUAAACGAGCGAUGAACCGUCUCACGGAGAUGAAGCGCUCUGGCAACAAGCGAGCAAACAUGGCGCGGCCUACUCGCCAGGAGGCAAAAGACGAAUGUGUGAUUGUGUAGCGACUGGGCAUGCUGGGUUGACUGGGACGAUUUCUUGGGGUCGCGCAUUCGGUCCUUGGUUGUGAGAUGUUUCCGCGUGUUAUCUGUGUUCGCAUUCGCUCCACGCCGUAGUCGUUGAUCUUAUCUAAUCUCCUUACUUGUACUA